This is a messenger RNA of Strongylocentrotus purpuratus (purple sea urchin), 4670 nucleotides long. Its product is annotated as beta,beta-carotene 15,15'-dioxygenase. The record is from RefSeq and is a predicted model, not a curated record. The transcript is spliced from 8 exons. Lineage: Eukaryota; Metazoa; Echinodermata; Echinoidea; Camarodonta; Strongylocentrotidae. Gene Ontology annotation, molecular function: carotenoid dioxygenase activity; beta-carotene 15,15'-dioxygenase activity. Gene Ontology annotation, biological process: retinal metabolic process; carotene catabolic process. The coding region runs from base 261 to 1901 and encodes 546 amino acids.
UGAAUCGUAUUAUAGAGGAUUCCCGCUUGGGCAUUGCACGCGACGCUGGUUGGAGCAGCUCACUACGAGCUACAAAUAUUCGUCAAGCCAGCUGAUCGAGCUCACACACCGUCGCGAACCCCCACACGCGCGGACCACUCGAGCAGUACUAAACUGGGUUCCCUUCUCUCUCUAAAUCCAUAAUCAUAUUUUUUACCCGGCAAAUUUGAGCUCUGAUUGCUCUCUGAAGUUCAUAUUUAUUUUUCACAACGUACUUCAGAAUGGCUAAUUCGGAUCCCAAUUUUGGAUGUCUAUUCAACUCUGUUCAAAGGGAAUAUCCCACACCGGUCGCAGCACAAGUUAAAGGCAAACUCCCUGGCUGGCUCCGGGGGUCCCUGGUGCGGAUUGGUCCAGGUCUAUUCGAAGUAGGGGACACAGAAUACAAGCACUGGUUCGAUGGUCUAGCCCUCAUGCACAAGUUUGCUUUCCAUAACGGCAAAGUGAGCUACCAGAAUAGGUUCCUCCGAAGCAACGCGUACAAGAAGGCGAUGAAAUACAACAAAAUCAUCCUCUCAGAGUUUGGCACAGUAGGAAUACCGGACCCCUGCAAGAACGUCCUCGAGCGCUUUGCCACCCAUUUUCUACCGCUUAAUGUUACAGACAAUAAUUUAAUAAACAUGUAUCAACUUGGGGAUGAGGUAUACACGGCGACAGAGACGCACACACCGAGGAAGAUCAACCUACAAGACCUAAGCACGGAGGACCAAACGAUCGAUCUGUUAAAGAUGUUCGGUAUGAUGACAGCGUCUGCGCAUGCUCAGGUGGACAGGGACGGGUGCUCGUAUAACAUGGGAACAUCUUACCUCACCGGCUGCUUCUACAACAUCAUCAAGUUCUUCCCUAAAUCGCAUUCAGCAUCGUCAUCGUCACCAUCGUCACCGUCAUUAGAAAGCAGCACGACGUCAACCAGCGAGUCGAGUACAGACACGAGCAGUCCUUCGAUGUCGGCUAAACUGCUUUGCAGCAUCCGAGCACGGAACCCUCUAAAACCCUCGUACUUUCACAGCUUCGGUAUGACCGACAACUACAUCGUUUUCUCCGAGCAGACCCUCCACAUCAACGUCGCCAAACUCGCCUCCUCGCAGAUACUGGGCAAGCCGGUGUCGUCGUGUUUCGAGUUCGACCAUAACGGAACGACGCUCUUUCAUCUCGUCGAAAAGCAGACGGGACGGCAGAUGACCACGAGGUACGAGACGGGUCCGCUCUUUGGCAUGCACGUGAUCAACUCCUACGAAGAGGACGGGCAUGUGGUGUUUGAUAUCUGUUCGUACGAUGACGAUGAGCUUCUCAAGAAAUUCUACCUUGACUACCUUAGGCAUGGAGACCAGGACGGCAAGCGACAUUUUCCAAUCACAGAAGUCAGGAGAUUCGUCUUACCUCUUAGAAUAAAUAAGAACACACCUGUUGGCACAAACCUCGUAACUCUAAAUUAUACAUCAGCUUCUGCACAACUUCGGCCUGACGGCGUUGUAGAACUCACCUAUGAAGUCGCCUCAGAUAUUGGGAUCGAUAUGCCAUGCAUAAACAGUAGAGUCAAUGGAAGGCCCUACACAUAUGCUUACGGAACUUCGGGGAAAUGUAAAGGCGACUUUAUGAAUACGAUUGUAAAAUGCAACAUGCGAACAAAAUCUUGCAAGACAUGGCACAGACCGAAUCACUAUCCGUCAGAGCCGAUCUUUGUUGGGGCACCAGAUGCUGUGGACGAGGAUGAGGGUGUUUUAGUUUCAACAGUAAUCAGCAGCGAAACACAAAGGGCAUUCCUACUGGUACUUGACGCUAAGACAUUAGAUGAAAUAGCACGGGCAAAUAUCCCCGAGACAAUGUCAUGUCCCAUCACCUUCCACGGCGGAUUCUUCCAAUGAUAGAGGGACUGCAAUAGUCACACGGACACCUUUUCACGUGACUAGAGAUGAUUUGAAAUCAGCAUCGCUAUACCUAUCAGACUUUGAACGCGACGGUUGAUAGCGGUGACCGUUUCCAGUCUUUCCCCGCGGAUCUAAGAUUGCCUUGAGGAAGGGUGUUCCGACCCUGUUAUCACCAAAAAGUGUGAUUUUUCUUGUUGUCUUCCAGGAUAAAAUAGUUAACUCAUCAAUGGUGGCAGCAGAGUCUAAAUGCAGAACGCUCAUAGGUUGAAAGGAACAGAAUGAUUCUCGAAGUUUCAUGGUACUCACGGUUCUAUGUGAAGCGCACGUGAAAUUAGAAUGAAGUGAAACGUGGCGCCACCACCGGGAAUACGCGAUACGUCAUGCGUCACGUGGUUCAUCAUUUGGACCAAUAGCAGCGCCAGAACUUAGUUUUGGAGACACGUUUUAGGAAGAAUGGGUUUAAGACCACUGGUAAAACUUUAAAUCCACGGAGGCGUGUUUGGAAACAAAUGUUGUUUUUAUCUUAAUACAAAUCCCAAUGCAAUCUGGCAUGAAAUAGCUGCAGAAAAUUAUUAUUUAUUUAUCUUAAGCUGCAUAAACACCAAGGCAUUUUGGUCACCCGAAAUGCUUGUGAAAUAACAUAGUGUGUGAGGAAGAUCAUCAUUUAAAGACGUAAUAAGUCAUCUCGAUGUCUUCCAUUUAGUCUUUAUUAAUAAUAUCGGGUUGUUUAAAGAAAUGACUGUAGUUUGUAUUGGGAUCAAUUUAUAUGAAAUUGAACCGAGUUUUAUCGAUGCCAUAGAUCAACACAUGGUCUUAUCUAUGCGUUAAACUCCAAUCUAGCUAUUAAAUCAUUGCGUUAUUUUAGUAAGGCAAUAAUUCAAAUAAAGAAAAAAUCAUGUCCCAAAUUCCAUGAGAGCGAUUCUUGAUUGUAACCCGUCCAUGUAGUGAAACUAAUAUUAUUAAGAUUAAUUAUGCAAUGCUAUGUGUAUUCAUUCCUUUCUUUUUGAGAUCUUAUAACCGGAAUUGUAAGUUAAUGUCCAUUUUCCUUUUCUUUCUUUCCAUUUAAACGAUUCCGUGCAAUAGAAGUCGUCCGUUUUUUUUAAUCAUCCUGUUUUUACUAAAUUGAAGUACAUUUUGAAAGUUUUUAAAGUCUCAUGAUAGAUAUUAUGAGAAUAAUGUUAAUUUUUGUACCGAAUUCGCAGCUGUAAGUAUUGCGCAAAAAGAUUUGCAUUUUGUAACUCUUCUUUUGCAUCUAUACGUCUAAUAGAUAAAUAUUGAAACCCUUGUGUUUAUAUUUAAGGUCUAUUUUCAAUAUUUUAUCAUAGAUUCUCACCUAAAGAAGUCUCUAUCACUCAUUUUAGUUGAUAUGACAUUGUGUUAUUAUAUUUUGUAAAGUUAUCAUACAUUUCCCUACCUCAAUUUUUUUUGGUUUCACUUCCGUUGUUUUUAUUUGUUAAUUUUUUACUCUUGAUUUUGUUCAUUAUUAUUAUUUGCUUUGCUAUUUUUUUCUCAGUGCUAUACAUUUCAUCUUCACGGGGAAAUGAAUUGAGAGUAGCGUAAUUCCUAAAAACAUCAAUUUGCGCCAAAGAAUUUGACCUGAGCAAAUGAAAAAAAGGUUUUGCAAUUUCACUGUCGUGUCGAGAAUAAUCUAGAUGUAUUCGUCAAUCAAAAGCCCAAAUCGUGUUUGCAAUCGCUGUAUCACCAAUUAUGAGUUGCCCUGGACCAAUUUCGAUUGAUUUAACCAAAUUGUCUGCUUUCUCCGGCGAAAUAAUUUGAAAUAAAUUUUGAUCUCCCUCCUAAAGAGUGACCAAUUAUUCAGUAUUAGUUUUUAAAUUUAUCAAUUAUGGUUUUCAUUUUGUAUCUCUUUUCUUUUCCUUUGGUAGUUUUCAUGAAGCACUUAUGGACCAAUAGUAAUUCAAUAUUUUCUUCUUGUCUUUUUUCAGAUUUAUUCAGUUACAUGUACAUUAUUUAUAAAUCAUCAACAGUUUAUCAUCAUCUACAAACUUUGAACAUCAUUUUAGUACUGAGAAUUGUCCAGGCUUAAAUGCCAGGUAUAGAAAUUGAUUACAGCAACACUAUUUUGCUAGAUUAGAAGAUUAAUGUAUUCAUUUUACAAAAGUAUAUUUUUAUUGUGGCAUGAAAAGUGAUACUUCGGCAUUAUGUUGAAUGAGAUAAGGCAAGUGUUUAUGAAUGGUAUUUAUCAACGUUCUUUUAGUGAUCGUGAGCAUUUUGAUGUUAUGUUUGUUGUUUUUAUUAUUAUGAUGAGGAAUAGCGUGAUUGGGCGCUUGAUUUGAAGGCUUUUUGCAAUCAUUCACCCCCCCCCCCCUUAGCCAACUUUCAUUUCAUAAUCUACCCCUCCCUUCCCUUCCAUCAAACCCUUUAAAAUAAUAUUCAUUAUAUUUUUUUCCAUGGUUUUAUAGCCAUUGGCCGCGCACUUUUUAAAAUAACACCAGCCCCUUUCCCUCUCUUUUUUUUCUCUCUCUCUCUCUCAGUCUCUCUCCCUCUCUCUGGAAAUUGUCAAUGCCAUUAUCAUUAUCUUUCGAAUUCAAAUUGUGAAUAAAAGUCAAGCUCGAGACCAUGCUGUUUUUUGUUGUUGCAUGACUCUCAUUGAAGUAGUUCUAAAGAUCUAAUUCUUGAAAUCUUUAUACUUUUAUUGAAGAAGAUAGAGAAUGUGAUCUACGCAACUUUUGGUCCUGAAUCAGUCAAUGUAGAUUAUUAGAAUUUGAACUGCACAUAGAUAUCUACCCUACAACCCCCCCCCCCCCC